UGUGUGUUCUGACCGGGCACGGAGCAUGCCCGAAUGGGCCCCUCGUGUGGGGUUCUUGCCACGUGGGGGCCGCGGGGGCCGGGGUGGUGGGCCCCUCCUGAGCCCCCUUUGCCCUUUUCACACCGGCCCCUCCCCCCACUUAGGUGCCUUCUGGUGGCCAGCCCGGCCCCACCCUCCACGGUUCUGCCUCUCCCCACCCUCAGAGUGAGGGACAAAGCCAUGGGGGCUCAGGGAGGGAGCAGGCCUGGGUGGCCCUGGGAGGUUGGUACAGAGAUUGGUGUAGUGGGUUAAAUUUUGUCGAUGGUGUCGUACUCGGGUACGGUGGGUUAGGACAGUGGGUCAGCGCAGCAGAUUAGAGUCAGUUAACACAGCAGAUCAGAACCGAAGGUCAUUGUAACUGAUUAUUGUGGUAGAACGGUAGGUCAGUAACGAUUAUGUGGGCAGUUGGGAUAGCAGGUCAGUGCGGUGUUAUUGUUGUGGACUGAUACCAGGUCGGUGCGCCAGUCCAGUCCGGGGCACGGUCCAUGUGCGGUGGAUUAACAGCACAGAUCGACACCGUAGAUGAGUCGACCGGACCAGGGUUCCGGAGCUCGGAUGAGCCAGGGCUGGGCUCUGUGCCUCUCGCCCGAGGCUGGCCGUUGUGCUGGGUCCGGGGCUCCGCGGCUGCCCCGAGGCGUGAGUGGCCUGAGAGGUGUGGCCCUCGGGGGUGACCGGCUUCGUCGGUUCUGACGCGUCCACCCCCCGGGCGGGUGUCGGCACAGUCCGGACCGGCCCCCGUAGGUGCCCUUUGGCUCUGUCCCCAACGCAGGCUCUGAGAGUAAUGGGCUCCUUUCUGUCGCUCAGAGGCGGGGACAGCUCGUGGGACCUGACGUUUGUAUUCAGACGAUCGUGGUCUUUUCUCACGUCUUUCCUCGUAUUGUGGAGCGAUUUUCUCUAGUGUUGGGUGUCUCAUCGCGUGGGUUUGUGUGUCCACCACGUGGUGGUCCUGCUGAGAACACGGGGGAUAGCCCUGUGCUCAUGGGCGGUUUUGCUGCUGUCACCGACCCCACAGAGCGGGAGGGGCAUCCUGGUUACUGCGCGCCUGCGCUGGACACGGGCUGUGGUCUUAGGAAGCUUCUCCUGCGCGCAGAAAUCACACAUCCCAGAUCCCGCAUCCAGAAGGUCUUAUUUUUCUUAUCAGUCAGUUGUGUUUUGAGAGCCUUGCUGGUCGGGACACUGACGAGACGUUCGCCCGAUCCUGGGCUCACGGGUCACCUGAGCGCCGGCCGGGACGGUCCCUGCAGGCACGGUGGGGGGUCAGGGGAGUGUCUGCAGGUGCAGCUCUGGGACCGACCGUGUCUGAGGGCUCCUCUCCCCACAGGAAACGAGAGCAACACAACUGAACUGACCAUGUAUUUAAAGGUUAUUAUUAUUUUUUUAAUCACAUUUUGUUUUAUUUGAGGACGAGGACACGGCCUGUUUGGGGGCCGAGAAUAGGUGUCUACCACUGUUUAAUUCAGCACACGUUGGGGUGGCCACUGGUCAUUAGCAGGACCCUGGACCUGACCGUGGGUGUCACAGGUGGGGUCCGCAGGUGGGCUGUGGCUUUGGAGGGCACAGCCUCUCACGGGGGCUAUGACGGAUGUGUUCCCCAGUAACUGGACCCUCCGAGGCCAGACGCCGCGUGAGGACAUCACAGAAUUCCUUCUGUUCCGGGCAGUUCGAGACGCCCUCACUGUACGGGGACCUGGUUCUUCAACUGGAACCUUACUGAGGACUGGGUUUUGACGCGUCAGGUGUGGGAAGGACUUCCGCCAGCUGUGGGACCCGGGAGCAGGUCUCUCCACGGAUGUCGGCGCUGCAGCGUGUUUGGGGAGCAGGGCAGUCCCCCAAGAACGUGCAGGCCGGAGGCCGGGGAGCGUGCGUGGGGAGCCUCCGAUCGGCGGGGUAGAGAGAUGCUAGGUCUAGAUUGGCAGGGAGCCAAGUUGGGGGGGUGGUUGCCGUUGACUGUGGGGUCCCAGUGAAGGUUUUCGGUGGGAGAGGCCGUGAGGACGCAGUGCUGUAGAACCUGCAGGGAAGGAGCUGACCGAGGAGAGGCCUGGACGGUGGGAGGGGAAGGUUAGUUCGGGAGAAAGUCGUCUGAUGUCAGCCUCCACAUUUAACAUAAAUGGACAUUGGACACAUGAACAAACACAGCACUCGCCUUUAGUGCUGAUAGCGUAUAUCGAGCUGGUAACCUGGAUUUUUUUCACAAAGGAGAAAUAUAGUACUUUUAACAAAAUACUUGUUUUUCAUUUCAUAGUUUUAUUUUCAUUUCAUCCAUAUAUAAAGGCACCUUCAAAAAUAACCACAAUAAAGCAUCUAAAAAUUAGCAAUGAUUUCUUAACAUCAUCUGAUAUCCUGCCAAUGUUUCCCCUUCCCCAGUCUGUGUGUAUGUGUGUGUGUGCACACAUGGGCUUCAGUGUCCCUGGUGUGUGUGUGUGGGGGUGCUUCAGUGUCUCUGGUAUAUAUGUCUGUGUGUGCGCGGGCUCCAUUGUCCUUGGUGUCAGCGUGUGAGCGUGUGUGUGUGUGUGUGUGUGUCUGUGUGUGUGUGGGCUCCAUUGUCCUUGGUGCCUGUGUGUGUGUGUGUGUGCGCGGGCUCAAUUGUCCCUGGUGUGAGUGUGAGUGUGUGAGUGUAUGUGUGUGUGUGUGUGUGUGUGUGUGUUUGUGUGUGUGUGGGCUCCAUUGUCCCUGGUGCCUCUGUGUGUGUGUGUGUGUGUGUGUGUGCUCCAUUGUCCCUGGUGUGAGUGUGUGUGUGUGUGUGUGUGUGUCUGUGUCUGUCUGUCGGUGUGUGUUUGGGCUCCGUUGUCCCUGGUGUGUGUGUGGGGGGGGUGCUUCAGUGUCCCUGGUAUAUAUGUCUGUGUCUGUGCGGGCUCCAUUGUCCCUGGUGUCAGCGUGUGAGCGUAUGUGUGUGUGUGUCUGUGUGUGUGUGUGUGUGUCUGUGUGUGUGUGGGCUCCAUUGUCCCUGGUGCCUGUGUGUGUGUGUGUGUGUGUGUGUGUGUGUCUGUGUGUGCGCGGGCUCCAUUGUCCCUGGUGUGAGUGUGAGUGUGUGAGCCUGUGUGUGUGUGUGUGCUCACGCACGGGCUCCACUGUUGCCGUAAUAGUUACCGGUCACGAGUCGGGAAGAGCUGCUGAGGCCCCUGCAUGCGAUCGCCCGGGGCCGAAAGCGUUUGCCCAGGUCCACAGGCGCCCGAGAGGAGAACAAAGAGGCCUUGAACAGCGGCAGCUGCUGUGGAAUCUGCGCCCGUCAGACUUUCCGUGGCCGCUGGGGAUUAAGCGCCGUUGGGUGGAGGGUGAGAAUUCCCGGCCGGCGUGCACCCUUUUCGGUCCCAUCCGCGCCUCAGCUGUUGGGACGCGUGAAGGCCUGCCCACGUGGCCAUGUUUCUGGACGUGA
Messenger RNA from Neofelis nebulosa (Clouded leopard), 3412 nucleotides. Its product is annotated as keratin-associated protein 5-1-like. The record is from RefSeq and is a predicted model, not a curated record. The coding region runs from base 2489 to 3412 and encodes 307 amino acids. The transcript has 2 exons. Lineage: Eukaryota; Metazoa; Chordata; Mammalia; Carnivora; Felidae.